AUGGAGAUGUCCGGUUCCUGUUUCUCCAACAGCGAGCCAAUGGACUCUGACAACGACUACACUGUCGUGGAGGGCAAGCGACUGAAGAGAAAAUACCGCAAGACCACCAAAGACGGACGCUCUUCGACCCAGCGCAUCGCAGAGGCGGACGCUCGUGAUAACAGGCCCUUUGGUCAAGCAGCGAGUCGACCCCGGCAGGGAGCUGAGGCCACUCCGCCUCGGGAAAGAUGGGGCGUCGGAAACGUGCCGCGCGCCAAGUUCGGGGGCAAGCCCUCGAGCUGUGCGCUCGCCUGCUGCGACUCUCCUUUGGGAACGAGCGGCACGGCACGAACCGCGUUGCGCGCAGAAUUCGGGGGCAGGCCCCUGCGCUAUGCGCUUGUCGACUCAAAAUCCCCAUUGGGAUCGAGCGACACGGCACCCUUGAGCAAGCUCUUGGGUAAGUCGGCCGCGUGGCAGUGGGGACCUGAGCAGCAGCAGGCCUUUCGCCAACUGUCUAGUGCCAUUGCGGAGACAGCGCAGCUCAGACUCCCCGACCUGACCAGACCGUUCGUUGUCCAGACCGACGCGAGCGAUCUGGGUUUAGGAGCAGUCCUCCUACAGGAAUACGAUGGUGUGUUGCAGCCGCUGGCCUUUGCCAGCCGCUCCUUGAUUCCGGCAGAGAGGAAUUAUUCCGUGACCGAGAAGGAGUGCCUCGCUAUCGUGUUUGCACUACCUUUUAUCAUGGACAAGACAGUGUUUCUCAUCACAGCUCUUGUUGCUAUCUCCGCGGCCACAGUCGUGCUCUGGCUGCUGAAGCGUCGUCACAGGCACAAGUUUUUCAAAGAUCUCGGAAUCCCAGGGCCGAAACCGGACUUCUUGUGGGGAAACUUGAAGCAAAUGGACCACAGACGCAUUGAGGCUCUCGUGCAGUGGAAAAAGGAACAUGGAAAUCUGUUCGGCGUCUACGUCGGGAGCGAACCUUUCUUGGUCAUCACAGACCCACAGAUGGCACACGAGUGCCUUGUCAAGCAAGCUGCUAUAUUCCAGGACAGACCGACAUCUUUCGUGGAUGCGGAGCCUUUCAAAAGCAGCCUCUUUCAGCUUGGCGGUAGCAAAUGGAAGAACGUGAGGACGGCGUUGAACUACGCUUUCAGUUCAAACAGAGUAAAGGAUCUCUCCGCAGUAGCAGACUUUAGUGCCACUAGAUUUGUGGAGAAGAUAUCUUCGAUAAGCCUGAGGAGCGGACAAGUUGAAGUGUUCGAUCGUGCAUUGGACUUUGCUUUCGACUUCACCAUGAACACGGUGAAAUCUCAGCAGGGCUGCAACGAACCAAUUCUGGAGUUCCUGAAGCAAGUCUCUAAGGACAUGGAGAACUCAGCCAUUGAAGUGGCGUUUACGGUACCCGUCAUACGGGCUGUCCUUACGCUGAUAUAUCCAUUCACGAAGCAUGCUAGAGCGUUCAAAAACAUUAUGAGCAAUGUGCAACACAUAAUCGAAUUACGCCGUUCCGGAGAACUCCCGAAAGAACCCAGCGUGCUUCAGACGCUUCUGGGCACAGAAGCCCUCGAUGUAGCUCAAAAGAAACGUAGCAGGCUCAACAAAUACUUGAACGACCAGGACAUAUCGUCCAAUGCGGCAAUAUUUCUGUUGGCUGGCACAGAGGUCACGGCUUCCGCGCUUUCUUUUCUGAUGUAUCUCUUGGCAAGACACCCAAGUGAGCAGGAAAAAGUAUUCAAGGAGAUGGAAGACAUUUUUCCCUCUGAAGAAGGAAUCAAGCUGAACUUCGGCGAGCUGCAUCGGCUAAAGAGAAUCGACAUGGUGAUCUACGAAGGACUUCGCCUCUACCCUCCCAUCCCGCUGUAUCUGAUAAGGAGCUGCUGUCUGGACACGACUGUUAGCGGACAGUGCAUUCCAGCAGGUGUCAAUGUAAUGGUUACACCGUGGCUCAUCCAUCAGGACCCUGAAAUUUGGCCGGAGCCUGAGAAGUUCCUCCCAGACAGGUUUGCCGAAGAAAACAGCGAAAGUCGCCAGAAUGGGAUCUAUAUGCCUUUCGGACUGGGGCCCAGAGUAUGCAUAGACCAGAAGUUAGGGUUCCUGGCGGUAAAAUCAGCGCUCGUUAAAGUUGUUCGAGAAUUUAGGCUAACCUUGUGCGAUGAGGCCGCUGGGCCACCAACGUUAUCGGUUCCUAGCGUAAUACUCAUACCUGGAGGAGGAGUGAAGGUCAGGCUAGAGCCCAGGACACCGAUAGCGUCGAGUGAGCGGUGCAAGACCGGCAAUCGUAUGUUCGUGGCAGCUUAG
Messenger RNA from Dermacentor albipictus, 2277 nucleotides. Lineage: Eukaryota; Metazoa; Arthropoda; Arachnida; Ixodida; Ixodidae. The record is from RefSeq and is a predicted model, not a curated record.